CAGGGUGCACUUUAUUCCCUCACCGGCGCCGACCGAAUAACUCCCGUGUCGGCGGAGUCGGCUCUGGGUAUCGACACCACGGAGUCUCCGGUUCAACCUCCAGCUGUUUAUAUCCAGAAGCACGAUAGCUGAGCAGAACUGGGGGGACAGAAGAGCCCGAAUGAAACCAGAGGUCACUGGGAGGCUGUGGCUCCACCACUUGUUGUGUAGCGGAAGUGAGUGCCUCAAACUGCGGAUUGAUCGAUAGUAGCUGUUUGAAGCGUGUGUCACCGUCAGCUGUAUGUGUGCGGUGGUUGAGUCGCUACCUUGUGCUCCUCCGCCGGGACUGUGACAGAUCCAGAUCACUCCACCUUCAGCAGACUCACAAUAACAGUACGUGCUGUAAACCUGCAGCAGAGGAGUCCUGCCCUCCAUUUAUAAUUCCAGCAAUCCUCUCAGUUCAAGAGCUUCUCGUUGAUUCAUCUCUUCUUGGAAACUCUGCUUUGGAUCCCAAGGCCCCUGGGAGGGUGGUGCGCAGCACACAGAGCACAUCACUGGGUCCGCACUGUCCGGCCUGCAGGAGAUUAACACCCAGUGGUGCCUGGGGAAUCCCAUUAUGAUCAUAAUGAACACUACACGCCCUCAACGCCUUGAUCUCUCUCCUACCCUCUGUCCGUUCAUCAUGGCGCUGGCUGGUGUGAGAGUAAUCGAGCUGGCGGGCCUGGCUCCAGCACCGUUCUGUGGCAUGAUCCUGGCCGACUUCGGGGCCAAGGUGAUCCGUGUGGACCGGACCAAGGUCGCCAUGGCUCUGGACACACAGGCGAGGGGGAAGCUAUCUGUGUCCAUUAACCUGAAGACUCCGAAGGGCGUAGACCUGCUGAGGAAGCUCUGCGUCCAGUCUGAUGUGGUCCUGGAGCCCUAUCGUAAAGGUGUGAUGGAGAAGCUGGGCCUCGGACCUCAGGAGCUGCUCAAGGAGAACCCUCGUCUGAUCUACGCUCGGCUGACUGGAUAUGGACAGAGUGGCUCCUAUGCCACUGCAGCUGGGCAUGACAUCAACUACCUCGCCAUGUCGGGCCUUUUAUCCCUGCUGGGUCGCAGCGGGGAGAAGCCCUACGCUCCACUGAAUCUGGUAGCAGACUUUGCAGGCGGUGGCCUGACCUGCGCCCUGGGGAUUGUCCUGGCGCUGCUGGAGAGGACAAAGUCUGGGAAAGGACAGAUCAUCGAUGCGAGCAUGGUGGAAGGAGCUGCCUAUGUGGGUUCUUUUAUAUGGAAAUCUCGUCGUAUUGGGAUGUGGGACCGCCCUAGAGGGGAGAACAUGUUGGACAGUGGAGCGCCGUUCUACGAUACGUACCGGACUGCAGAUGGAAAAUUCAUGGCUGUGGGUGCCAUAGAACCACAGUUCUACACACAGCUACUGCAAGGUUUAGAGCUGGACCCUGCAGAGUUGCCCUCUCAGAUGAGCUUCAGUGAUUGGCCAGAGCUGCGACGGAUAUUCACAGAGCGUUUUGCCUCAAAGUCCCAGGCGGACUGGUCCGGGAUUUUUGACGGGACGGACGCCUGUGUGACACCUGUGUUGUCUUUCGACCAGGUGAGCUCACACCCACAUAACCAGGAAAGAGCCUCUUUCAUGACGGACUCCGACGGGGAGGAAAGCCCCCGCCCAGCCCCCGUGCUCUCUCGGACUCCUGCGGUGCCUUGCCUCACCUCCGACCCGGGGAUCGGGGAACACACGGUCGAGGUCUUGGAGCAGUACGGCUUUACAUCAGCAGAGAUAAAGCAGAUGCUCGCAGCUGGGGUUGUAGAGUGUAAUGCUGCCAAGGCGAAGCUUUAAAGGAACAAGAACAAGUCAAAUCCAGACCUGAAUAAUCCUCUAACUUGUAUAAAUAAUUGAUCUGGAGGAUGCCGUUCAAACUAUGCUAUGUUCAUAAAUAAAUCAUACCAUUUUCACUGCUGCCUUUUCUAUCCUUUAGUGCAAUGCCGUCUUCUGAGUAAAAUACUAAACAAAUGAAUAAAUCAUAAUUUUUGCACAUA
Platichthys flesus (European flounder) is the source of this 2010-nucleotide messenger RNA. RefSeq names its product alpha-methylacyl-CoA racemase (gene amacr). Gene Ontology annotation, biological process: bile acid metabolic process. The coding region runs from base 596 to 1810 and encodes 404 amino acids. NCBI's taxonomy places the organism in Eukaryota, Metazoa, Chordata, Actinopteri, Pleuronectiformes, Pleuronectidae. The record is from RefSeq and is a predicted model, not a curated record. Gene Ontology annotation, cellular component: mitochondrion. Gene Ontology annotation, molecular function: alpha-methylacyl-CoA racemase activity. The transcript is spliced from 7 exons.